CACACUUUGAGAACUAAGGGAGUGUGAUCAAGAACAUCGACUGGAACAGACAGUUAGGAAAAAAAACACCCAGCAAGGGAAGGGAAAAAGCCAUGACCCUGAACAAUGUCACCCUGCGUCGCAGCAGCAGCAGCUGUGGUGCCUUGCAGCCUCAGCAACAGCGCUGGAGCGUUCCAGCAGAUGGGAAGCAUCUGGUCGUGCAGAAAGAGCCCCAAGAGGCAAAUCGCCAGAAAAGGUACACCCUCAACCCCGAAGGGUAUUACCGCAAAAGCUGGUCGUCAGAGUCCUCCGAUUCUGUCAUCUCCUCCGAGUCGGGAAACAGCUGCUACCGAGUCGUUCUCAUAGGGGAGCAAGGGGUUGGCAAAACCACCAUUGCGAGUGUCUUUGCAGGUGUGCAUGACAGCCUGGAUAGCGACUGCGAAGUGCUGGGAGAAGACACCUAUGAACGAACCUUGCAAGUGGAUGGUGAAAGUGCAACAAUAAUACUUCUGGACAUGUGGGAAAACAAGAAUGAAAAAGGAUGGCUCCAAGAUCACUGCAUGAAAGUUGGAGAUGCCUAUUUGAUUGUCUAUUCUAUCACGGACCGGGCAAGCUUUGAAAGAGCAUCUGAGCUAAGGAUUCAGCUUCGCAGGGCACGCCAAGCAGAAGACCUUCCCAUUAUUUUGGUGGGAAACAAAAGCGACCUAGUAAGGUGCCGUGAAGUUUCUGUUUCGGAGGGCCGAGCCUGUGCGGUAGUGUUUGACUGUAAGUUCAUUGAGACCUCAGCGGUUGUACAGCAUAACGUGAAGGAGCUGUUUGAAGGCAUCGUACGUCAAGUUCGUCUGAGAAGGGACAGCAAAGAAAAGAAUGAAAAGAGGCUGGCAUAUCAAAAGAGAAGAGAAAGCAUCCCUAAGAAGGCCAGGCGAUUCUGGGGGAAAAUUGUAGCCAGGAAAAACAAGAACAUGGCUUUCAAACUGAAGUCCAAAUCUUGCCAUGAUCUCUCUGUCCUUUAGGAAUGUGGGACAUGUCCAGACAUCCAUCUGUCACAAAUAUUCUACGUAAUUUCCAGAACUGAGAAAAAUCAAUCUAUAUUAGAUUGGUCAACAAGAACUUUAAGGCGGAUCUGGAUUCACAGUUGUGAUUAUUGUGAUGAUGUAUGCCUGCAAUACAGUAAGUGUGGCCUGAUGCAUGCAUGGAAGAAGAAAUGUCAUUUAUAUGUUUGGAUUAUAUUUGGAAUGAAUGCAUGUACUGGACUGGGGAGAGAAUUUUUAUGCUCUCUUAUGUGAAAGAACAUUCCGAACAAUAUAGUGAGAUAUGUCUGAGGAAACACAAGCUGUUUCCUGUGUUGCCUUUUGGAUAAUCAUUUAUAAAUCACAAAACGUUUGGAAAAUGGAGGA
This is a messenger RNA of Candoia aspera, 1376 nucleotides long. RefSeq names its product GTP binding protein overexpressed in skeletal muscle (gene GEM). NCBI's taxonomy places the organism in Eukaryota, Metazoa, Chordata, Lepidosauria, Squamata, Candoiidae. The coding region runs from base 93 to 992 and encodes 299 amino acids. Gene Ontology annotation, biological process: negative regulation of high voltage-gated calcium channel activity. The record is from RefSeq and is a predicted model, not a curated record. The transcript has 5 exons. Gene Ontology annotation, cellular component: plasma membrane. Gene Ontology annotation, molecular function: calcium channel regulator activity; GTPase activity; GTP binding.